Messenger RNA from Drosophila albomicans, 3866 nucleotides. RefSeq names its product GATA-binding factor C (gene grn). Gene Ontology annotation, biological process: positive regulation of transcription by RNA polymerase II; cell fate commitment; negative regulation of transcription by RNA polymerase II. Gene Ontology annotation, molecular function: zinc ion binding; DNA-binding transcription factor activity, RNA polymerase II-specific; RNA polymerase II cis-regulatory region sequence-specific DNA binding. NCBI's taxonomy places the organism in Eukaryota, Metazoa, Arthropoda, Insecta, Diptera, Drosophilidae. The coding region runs from base 633 to 2819 and encodes 728 amino acids. The transcript has 9 exons. The record is from RefSeq and is a predicted model, not a curated record.
UGGUCUGCGGCCGUUGAAGUGUUUGCUCGUGCCUCGUUCGCCCGUUCGCUCGUUCGUCCGUUCGCCCGUUCGUUCGUUUCGUUUCUCGUGUGCUCACUUUACGUAUACACGUUAGUCGUUACGUCGCGUUUGCGUGCGUGCGUUUUCACAGUAAUAACAGGCAACAACAACAACAGCAACAAAUACUGAAUCGACAUCGACAAUUCCUCAUCAUCAACAAUAAACAGCGGCAAUCGACAACAAGCCAAAAAGCUACAAAAUCGCGUCGGCAAAAGCGCGCAAAAUAAAUACCCAUUCAAAGUUUGAUAACUACUUGUAUACGAUACUAUACUAUACCAUAUAUUUAGUGCAGAGGCUAAACAACAAAAGAAUAAACAACAAGAAGAAAACAUAAACAAAUCCAAUGUGUGCAAAAUCUAGCGCAGUGUUGCAAAACGCGUGCAAAAACAUGUGUUGAAUAGCGUCGUGCUCACAAAAUUCACACACAACUCUCCCAGUCAGGAGAAAUUCAUAGAGAGAGAGAGAAGUAGGAGAAGCAGCAGGAAAAGGAGCAGAGAUCAGAGACUCAGUUUCUCUGUUGAAUUUUGCGCGCCCCACGUUCUACCCAAAAAACAUUCAAAAUUAUACUCGAAAUGGAUAUGACCUCAACAGCGGAGGCUGCCGCUCGCAGCUGGUACGACAGUCCGCGCUUAGGCGGCGGUGGAGGCGGCGGCGGUGUUGGCGGCGGUGGCGGAUCACCGCAAAACAAUGGACUCGGCAGCGCCGGCAGUAGCCUGGCCCACAGCCAUCACAGCCUAUCCAGCGGCGCCUCAUCGGCGGGCAGCAGCGUUGGUGCCGCCCUCGGUGGCGGCGCUGGUGGCGCUGGCGCCGGCCUUGGUCUGGAUACCAGCGAUAUGAGCGCCUUCUAUGCGCUGGAAAGCAAUGGACAUCAUCGACGCUACUAUCCCAGCUAUCAUCAGCACACAUCCCGCAUGCCCUCCUCACAUGCCACGCCCCAAGUGUGCCGGCCGCACUUUCAUACGCCGCUCAGUCCAUGGCUGACCAGCGAACACAAACCGUUUGCACCCGCCAGCGCCUGGGGCAUGGGUCAAUUCGCUUGCCCCCAGGAGCCGCAGGUGGAGCACAAGCUAGGCCAAGUGGGCCAGAGCCAUCAGACGACGACGGCGUCCGGCCAGCAUUCGUUUCCAUUCCCACCAACACCGCCAAAGGACUCCACGCCCGACUCAGUACAAACCGGUCCAUCCGAGUACCAGGCCGUGAUGAACGCUUUCAUGCACCAACAGGCCACGGGCUCUACCUCACUGACGGACACCAGCUGUGCGCUGGACAUCAAGCCAUCCAUACAGAAUGGCGGCUCAUCUUCAGCACAUGGCAGCAGCGCUGGACUAGCGCAAUCCUCGGCGCCCAAACAGCGUGAAGGUAGUACUAACAACAACAACAACAACAGCAAUACAAAUAGCUCAAAUAGCAGCAGCAGCAGCGGCGGCGGCAAUCAAGCGCCGCAGCAGCAACAGCAGCAGCAGCAACAACAACAGCAGCAGCAGCAGAGUAACAACAACAGCAGUAACAGCAACACCAACAGCAACACCAAUAGCAACACCAACAGCAACAAUAACAACAGCAAUGCCUCCUCAUCCGCCUCCGCGUCAGCAUCGAAUGGUUUAUUCUAUGGCACAGCUCAGGCGCAUUAUGCGGCAGCCAACAGCAAUGCGAACAGCAGCAGCUACGACAGCAGCUAUGCCUCGUAUCAUCAUGCGGCAGCGCAACAUCAGGCGGCUGUGGCCGCCGCCAAUAUGUUCCAAAGUUCCUCAGUUGCAGCGGCCGCCGUCCGACAUAGCAUGGGCGCAGCCGCAGCGGCGGCGGCGCAUCAACAUCAUCAUCACAGUCACAGUCAUAGUCACAGUCAUCAUGGCUCGAACGCUGGUUCUGGGCUUCAUGGUGGCAAUGGCAGCGGUGGCGGUGGUGUUGGUGGCGUCAUGAGCGGCAUGGGCAGCGGCAUGAGCAGCGGUGCACAUAGCAGCUCGAGUGGCGGAGGCGGCGGUGGCGGUGGCAUUGGCGGUGGUGCUGGUGGUGGUGUUGAUGUGCUCGAUGUGAAGCCCGUGCGCACAAAGCCCAGGACAAGUGCUGAGGGACGCGAGUGCGUGAAUUGCGGUGCCACAUCGACACCGCUGUGGCGACGCGAUGGAACUGGACAUUAUUUGUGCAACGCCUGUGGCCUCUACUACAAAAUGAAUGGUCAGAAUCGGCCACUGAUCAAGCCAAAGCGAAGACUGACGCUACAGUCGCUGCAGAGCGCGGCCAAGCGGGCGGGCACAUCCUGCGCAAAUUGCAAGACCACAACCACAACCCUUUGGCGACGCAACGCCAGCGGCGAGCCCGUGUGCAAUGCCUGCGGAUUAUACUACAAGCUGCACAAUGUCAAUCGUCCACUUACCAUGAAAAAGGAGGGCAUACAGACGCGUAAUCGCAAGCUCAGCUCCAAGUCGAAGAAGAAAAAGGGCUUGGGCGGCGGCUGUCUGCCAAUUGGCGGCCAUUUGGGCAUGGGCGACUUUAAACCGCUCGAUCCAUCGAAGGGCUUUGGCGGCGGCUUCUCUGCGUCCAUGGCGCAACAUGGACACCUUUCCAGUGGUCUGCAUCCGGCACAUGCGCAUAUGCAUGGCAGUUGGUAUACUGGUGGCAUGGGCGCUUUGGGCGCCUCCGGUGGACUGCAGGGUGGCUUCUCCACGGCGGGUUCGCUUGGCGGUGGCGUUGUGCCCCACUCCCAGCCCUAUCACUUGGGCCUCAGCUCGAUGGGCACAUGGCGCACUGACUACACGUGAUGGAGCGGGAACAAUUUGAACAACAAUUUGUUCAGCUAGAGCAGCGCCGAUUUCAAUUCAAGCAACAACUAUAUCUGAUCUGAUCUGACUUGAUUUCCAAACACAAUGCCAAACUGAGGACUCCCUUUGCAGCCAUUUAACCUAACCUUUUGGGCCACAAUCAACCACAAGCAGAUGUCCCCUUAAAAAAGGACAAAGACAAGGACAUGAACACCAGUGAUCAUCAGCUGGAGCGUCUUCAACAACAUGGAGGGGAAGGCGACGAAGGCGAUUGUGGGCCUGGUUCAAGUGCUGGCUAUUCCUAAUUGUAAACAUUGCGUGCAAUUUUUAAUUAUUUAAGUUUUCGUCGUUGGCCAGCAGCUAAAACAAAAGCCCAUUAAAAUUAAUUAAAGGGCCGCACAUAUUAUUUUUAUUGCUCUUGAGUGAGUGUGUGUGAAUGUGAAUGUGUGUAUGCGUGUGUGUGUGUGCUGAAUGAUUGUGUGUAAUUGUGAGUAUGAAUUCUGUGUUUUAUUUUUCGCUUAAUUAAUUUAAUUUCUCGACGCAAAUUCGGCGUAUUUAAUUGUGCUUUAUGAACUGCCAUAAAAAAAAGAAAAAACAAAUAUUAAAACAAAAGCCCAACACACAAAAAGCAAAUAAAUAAAUAAAAGCAAUUGCAAAAAGCCCCCGACAAAAACGGAAUUUCAUAAAUAUUUAUAUUGUAUAUAUGUAUGUAUAUCUGAUGAGAACAAGAGCAGCAUUACAAACAACAACAACAACAACAGCAACAACAGAAAGCACACAGAAACUAACGAUAACUAAGCAUAAAAUAUUAACUAAUAAAAUGCACGUCCAAAACAAAAUGAGAAAUAUAUAAAUCUAAUCUAUAAAUAUAUAUAUAUAAACUGUUUUGUAAAAAGCAACUGCAAAAUGUUUGUCCUAUUUCGCAAUGCAAUUGAAAAUUGCAAAAAUACUUUAAACUGUAAAUUAGUUAAAUUAUUAGACAUUAAACAAACAGACGUGAUAAACAUAAACAUAAAUUUAAACAAUUCAAUAAUUGUAAAAUAAAUU